This is a messenger RNA of Pteropus alecto (black flying fox), 1738 nucleotides long. It is a transcript of the gene ST6GALNAC2, whose product is annotated as ST6 N-acetylgalactosaminide alpha-2,6-sialyltransferase 2. The coding region runs from base 1 to 1107 and encodes 368 amino acids. NCBI's taxonomy places the organism in Eukaryota, Metazoa, Chordata, Mammalia, Chiroptera, Pteropodidae. Gene Ontology annotation, molecular function: sialyltransferase activity. The record is from RefSeq and is a predicted model, not a curated record. The transcript is spliced from 9 exons.
AUGGAGUUUGAAGAAUUUGUCCCAGCCCACAGAGCCAACGACAGUGAAGCCGACAUGUGGGCUUUGCGACCCACCCUCUCCAGCAUCUACGCUUCCACCUUUCAUAGGAACACCGUCACACCUCGAGCAUCCUCUGGACCCAAGGCAGCGACCGAUUCUGGGACGAGAAAGAGCCUACCCUGCCGACACCCACUUUAUCUCGCCGUUCAGCGGCACCCCCACUUCCAAGGGCUGUUUGAUUUCUCCACUCCAGUGCUGCUGUCGGGGGGCGUCUUCACCCAGGAGCUCUGGGACCACCUGAGCCAGCACAAAGCCCCCUAUGGCUGGCAAGGGCUCUCACGCCAAGCCAUCGCCUCCACCCUGGGCCUUCUGAACGGCUCCGAGAGCGCCCAGCUGUUUGCCUCCAGGGAACGGCUUCGGGACUGUGUCCGGUGUGCCGUGGUGGGUAACGGAGGCAUUCUGAAUGGUUCCCGCCAGGGUCGGAACAUCGAUGCCCAUGACUACGUGUUCCGACUCAAUGGUGCUGUGAUCAAAGACUUUGAGGACGACGUGGGCACCAAGACCUCCUUCUACGGUUUCACGGUGAACACGAUGAAGAACUCUCUCAUCUCCUACAGGAAACUGGGCUUCACCUCCGUGCCACAAGGACAGGACCUGUACUAUAUCUUCAUACCCUCAGACAUCCGCGACUACGUGAUGCUGCGAUCGGCCAUUCUGGGUGUGCCUGUCCCCGAGGGCCCUGAUAAAGGGGACAGGCCUCAGACCUAUUUUGGACCAGAAGCCUCUGCCAGUAAAUUCAAGCUACUCCAUCCAGACUUCAUCAGCUACCUGACACAGAGGUUUUUGAAAUCCAAGUUGAUGAACUCGAAUUUUGGAAACCUAUAUAUGCCUAGUACUGGGGCCCUCAUGCUGCUGACAGCUUUGCACACCUGUGACCAGGUUAGUGCUUAUGGAUUCAUCACAAGCAACUACCAGAAAUUUUCUGACCACUACUUCGAACGAAAAAAGAUGCCACUGAUAUUCUACGCAAACCAUGACCUGUCCCUGGAGUCCACCCUGUGGAGGGACCUGCACAACGCUGGCAUCCUCUGGCUGUACCAGCGCUGACCCUGAAGAGCGGGAGCCCUUUGCUCGAGCAGCUGGGGCCCGCAUCCUGGGAAGAAGCCAAAGCCACCUGUCUUUUCAGCCUGUGAGAGCGACUCCCAACUCCCCUAGGCCCACCUCUUCCCUACAGAUGACAUUAAGGGUGGAUUUGUGACUGUCAUUGAAGCCUGUUUAUUGUGACACCCCAUCUUGUCCUUGGCUCAACUGAGAGAACGCCCCUCUGAGCCUGAGACAGACACCCCAACUUUGCUCAAGGAAAAAUGGACUGCUCUGCUCUGACUUGUUUUAAAACUGAAGAUAACAAACACUCCCAAGACGUGACCGGUCCUCGCCAGCGGGGCAGGCAUACUUCACAGCUAGACAUCUCGAAGCCAGCAGGUGGGGCUGAGACUCUGACUCUUAGCGGAGAGACUCAGUUAACGAGAUCGAACGUUACAGCACCGCACACUCCCCAGCUCCAACCCCGCCGCUGGCAUCUACAGCCCCACGCAAACUCCAAAGCAACCCGACUCGAUGACAUGUCUCAACCACCUUUCUGAGAAGGUGACUGACUUCUGCCCCAUGGAGAGGUGGGAGCACAACAGGCAGAAUGUAAUUUGAAGCUAGAUGACUGCAUAAACGAUGGAUAACUGCU